Molecule: messenger RNA, 1237 nt
Organism: Ciona intestinalis (vase tunicate)
Lineage: Eukaryota; Metazoa; Chordata; Ascidiacea; Phlebobranchia; Cionidae
Source: RefSeq, a predicted model, not a curated record
AAAACGGAUAUUUUAUUGGAAGGUAAACGUAUUAGGUUAACUUAUUUAUUGGCGUUCUGUAAUCGAAUUAAUCGUUGUUUGGAAUAAAACAAGAAACAUGCUUCGAUUUUCUGUUCUACUGCGGAGGUCAAAUUUAUCUGGCUGUCGUUUAUGGUUCAGUACCGGAGAACCAAACAAAGAAGUGAAUACAAAACAAGUUUUAAUGGAGUUACGGCGUAAAACAGGCUAUCCGUUAAUAACUUGUCGCCAAGCUCUGCAGGCGUCAGGUUAUAACGUGGAAAAGGCAAAAGAACAUUUGUUACAACUCGCAAAAGAGAAAGGUUGGAACACGAUGCAGAUGGACGGGGGGGUGCUGAAAGAAGGAUUAAUAUCAGUUGUAACGAAUAAAAAUAAUGGAUUAAUUGUUGAGGUGAACUGCCAAACAGAUUUUGUUGCAAAAACCAAAGAAUUUCAAAGUUUAGUAAAAGAUGCAGCUCAAACAUUACUUGAUGUUUAUUCAACCCAACAACCUUCCAAGAUUGAUUUGAAUCCACCUGAACUUCUGAAGUUGGUGGUUUCUGGAAAGAAACAAACUAUUGAAGAUACUGUGGCUAUUACUAUUGGCAAACUAAAGGAGAAAAUUGAAAUUCGCCGAGCUUCGUUGCUAUCCGUCCCAACCAAUUCCAUUCUCGCUGUUUACAUUCAUCCGAGCGUCCUCAUCUCAAAAACUCGGCCAGGAUCUACUUUAGGAAGUUAUGGGGCCAUGGUGUCACUUUCACCAACUGAUGAGAAUACUGGAAAGUCCUCCAUCAAAAUGGCUGGCAGAGAUAUUGCGCAACAUAUAGUUGGAAUGAACCCAUCAUGUAUUGGAACAUGCUUAAAACCAACCCCAAAUAAAAGCGUGACGGACUCCACACCAGAUGAUGACGUUAUUAACCCUCCAGAAAUGCUUAGUCCAGAUGAAUCAAGUCAUGAACUACUUAAACAACCAUUUCUUUUAGACAGUUCUAUCUCAGUGGCUCAUUGGUUGAAUUAUCACCAACUAAACGUGAACGAUUUUAUUCGUUUUCAAGUCGGAGAGAAAACGAAAUCUGCCGAGAAAUAAUUUAAAGUUAAAAAUCAUGAAGAUAGGGCUGGAUACAGUUAAGUGUAUGAUGGAAAAAUGAUGUUGCUAAUUUCAGCUCAUUACAGAUUGGUUUCAUCAUUGUGUUUUUUCAACUUGAUGCUUAUGCUGUUAAUACAAGUUUUUUAAACAUAG